This is a messenger RNA of Cladocopium goreaui, 1509 nucleotides long. Lineage: Eukaryota; Dinophyceae; Suessiales; Symbiodiniaceae. The record is from the annotation of a GenBank genome assembly.
GAGUUCUCAAAGCAUUGCACUGUAUCAUUGGAGUCAACCAAGAGAAAGUUGGAGUACUCUGAUUAUGGGGGCAAGACUCAAACCGUAGAAGCAGCCAAACACUUUCUGACACAGGGAAAGAAACUGAUGCUUGGCUUCGACAUGCUGGGUCGAAAACCCGUAGAGAGAAAGCAGUGGAUCAAAGACAAUUUUGGUGAUGAUGCAAUUCAAAUGCAUAAAUCACUGAGCGCUCAGAAAGGAUUCCUAUUAGCACAACUAGUUGGUCGACACGUUCCAUGGUUUGAAGCUUCUAUGAUGCAGGUUGCAGUUCGAGCUAUGCCUGAUCUAGCAAAAAAGGAAGCACUCUCUUUGACCUAUGAUGAUGAUUUAGCGAAGUUCAAGGCUGUGCUAAGUGGUGACAAUGAGAAUGUGAUCAAAGUGUUUGAGAAACUCAAUGAUGCUAGAAACUGGUUGCUGAACAUGGGCAAGAGUUCAGAGGCCGGUGUUCUAGCAAAAUCCAUGCAGACUGCAGAGAAAGCAGGCAAGUCAUUUGUCAACACAGAGAAAGCUAUCGACAGCAUUUCAAAGGAGAGUGAGGCCACUUUCAUGGAAGCUAUGGAGAAACAGGUACUACCAGAUGACUCAGAGAUGAAACUCGUAGACGUGACCCACCAACUAUUUGCAAAGCAACCUGAACCAAAAUUUGUUCCAAGCAGCAUUUGCAUCUACAAGGGUAUCAUUGCGAAUCUCAUCUCAUGGGGCCGUAACGAUCAUGGUGGUAAGCUUUGUGGCAUCAUGGCCGGUGAUGGGAAGUCUGUACUGGAUGUUGUUGUAUGCACUGACUUUGACUCAUGCAUCUUAUCAGAUUCGCUGAAACAGAGAUGGGCCAACUUCGAUAUCCAACCAAUGGGGCUUGUGGUUUGGGUCACCGACUAUGAUUCUCCUAUCGACCAGUUUGGAAAAAGAAUGCAAGCUUUGAAAUCACCUUUCAAGACACUGGUUCUCGUCACUAUGUGUGGUGGACUUGAUCCUAUGGUAUGGGAUGUAUCGAUAUCAGAAGAAGAUGAGAUCGAAUACACUAGGCGCAGUGGACCAAAAGAACAAUCAGGAAGGAAAAAAGAUGAAAAAUAUCGGGUAGUGGACUUCCAAGCCUUGUCAAAAACUAUUGCAUGCACAAUGGAUGAGACCGUGUCAGCAUAUCUCCAAAGUUCUGUAAAAGAAAAGCUUGGACACAAGAUGAAGAAAAUGAAAUGCUCUGAAAAAACCAGCCUAGAACAGCAAUGUGCACCUGCUGAUGGCUAUUGCUUGUGGCACAGUGUUUUAGGAUCACUGGACUUUGAAGCGUGGAGUACUGUUCCACGGAAGGAAAGUGGUUACGCAGCAAACGCAAGGAUUGUCAAAAAUGAAGAAGACAAAGCACGUGCUUUGAUGAACAUGACUAUGGAAAAAGCAUGUGAACAAGGGGUUGACAUUGACAAGGUUGAGGAGAUACGCAAACACGGUUCCGUUGACAUUGCUGACCUGGACUGG